Messenger RNA from Galendromus occidentalis (western predatory mite), 1326 nucleotides. RefSeq names its product trypsin-1-like. The coding region runs from base 1 to 1326 and encodes 441 amino acids. Gene Ontology annotation, molecular function: serine-type endopeptidase activity. The transcript has a single exon. The record is from RefSeq and is a predicted model, not a curated record. Gene Ontology annotation, biological process: proteolysis. Lineage: Eukaryota; Metazoa; Arthropoda; Arachnida; Mesostigmata; Phytoseiidae.
AUGAAAAGUUCCAGUCGCUGUUGGCUAAUUCCCGACACCCGCGUCCUAGUCAUCCUCUUCUUCUUUGCCAACAGUCAUCUCGGACCCGCAGCGGUCGGGGGCUCGAAACUCGCAGCAGGUGCCGUUGCUCAUGCACCGUUCGAAAUGCUAACGGGUAACAUCUACGCACCGUCGUCGCUGUUAACGUCGCCGUCGCAUUCGAUAGCCGGAAAUCUCAGCUACGAAAAUCCGACGUUUCGGCGGGCCAGAUCCGUGCUGCAACGCCGACAGUACGGUGGGGAAGAUGUCGGAAGAUCUUCGGCGGCUGCCUGCGCACGCACAGAUGGGGAAUGCAUGUCUGUACUGCAUUGCUAUAUUUCGGGAGGACAGACUACCCGUCGUUGCGGCGGUUCGAUAUUCUACGCGUGCUGCUACAAGCCGGUAAUGACUCGCAGUUCACCCAAUUUCGACCUUGGCUCCGUGCUCGGCUCGGCUAAUGCGCUACCAGUUAGUUUCGGAGCUCCCGGUAUUGAAACUGAAAAAGCCAUUGAAAGCGGCUUCGACGAUAACGCUGUUUGCGGCCAGACAAGCAAUCACAAAAAACUACAAAGAAGAAUUAUUGGCGGGGACGACGCGAACUUUGGCGAAUUUCCUUGGCAAGCUCACAUAAAGAUCGGACGCCAGCAAUGCGGAGGGGCAUUGGUCAGUCAUAAUUACGUACUCACGGCGGCGCAUUGCGUUCAUCUCAACCCGCUGCGUCGAAUCACCGUCGUGCUCGGUGCGUUCGACAUCCAGUCGACUCGGUACGCGCGGAGCUCGUCCGCCCGAACGUACCGGAUCGUCGAGAAGAAGAUCCAUCCGAAUUUCGCGUUUUCUGCCUCGCAACCGGACCGCUUCGAUGUCGCGCUGCUCCGAUUGGAUCAGCAUGUUCAGUAUCAAGAGAACAUUUUGCCCGUUUGUUUGCCGCCGCGCGGAUGGACAUUCGAAGGUUGGCGAGCGACUGUCACCGGGUGGGGGAAAACCGAUGCGUCGCUGAACAACCGUUACGGAACGCGAGUUCUUCAAAAAGUGCAAGUGCCCAUCAUUACGCGACAGGAAUGUGAGAAGUGGCAUCAGCUCCGCGGCAUCCACAUCAAGAUCUUCCCAGAAAUGAUGUGCGCCGGCUACAAGGAGGGGAAACGCGAUGCAUGCGUAGGCGAUUCAGGAGGCCCGAUGACUUUAUUCCUGAACGGUCGAUGGACUAUCGUGGGAAUAACCUCGGCCGGUUUCGGAUGUGCGCAGUCUCAUCAGCCCGGAAUAUAUCACCAAGUCUCAGUGUCGGUGGAUUGGAUACUCGCGAACCUCUAG